Messenger RNA from Caenorhabditis sp. 36 PRJEB53466, 2717 nucleotides. The record is from the annotation of a GenBank genome assembly. Lineage: Eukaryota; Metazoa; Nematoda; Chromadorea; Rhabditida; Rhabditidae.
AUGAAAAAGCCAUUUGCCCGAGGUCACGCCCAUAUUGUCAGCUCUGGAGACCGUGAAAGGCUUUCAAAUGACGCUCAAAAUUUUGCAACGUUCUAAAAAAUGGCAUAUCUUAACCCAAAAAAAUCCAAUUUUUUUCAGAUCUCCACGUGGUUCGGCUCGGUUGAAUACGAGGAUCGUUCGGUACGAAUCUCCGUCGUCGCGGCCAUCAAAGCGACUUCCGGCGGCGAAGACGUCGUCGAAAUGGCCGACGUCAUCGAGAACGUCGUCUGCACGAACCUCCACGUGGCGAUCCUCCUGAAAAGCGGCGAAAUUCGCGUCCGACGCGCCGACGACGUCGGAAACGUGCCGAAAGUGGUCGAUUUGAAGAAGCAAGGACAGAAGAUUCUCGUGGCGAACGACCACGAAAUCUAUGCGGUCAUCGGCUCGGAAAUCUACCGCAUUUGGGUAGACGCGCACGGGGAAUCACGGCCGAAACGCGCGAUUCGGUUCCCUCCGCGCACGGCGAGAAUCGUGGCGGCCGACGGAGGACACGAGCACACCGUCUACCUGGAUGAGCACGGAAACGUGUACACGAUGGGCACCGGCACGUGAGUGGGAUUCAUUAGCAAAAAAAACCGGAGAAAAAUUGAACAUUUCGACGGUUCUAACGAGAUAUCCGUAAAUAUCACCGCGUUUUUCCAUUUUUCAAUAAUCGAUUUGGUUGAAAAUACGAUUUUUGCGCUAAUUUUGCCAAAAUCGAUUAUGGGCCUAUUCAGGGGAUGAAAAAAUGAUUGUUUUCCGUUUUUUUCCCUAUUCAGCGAUGUCAAAAAAUGGAAAAAAACGGAAAGAAAUGCAUCGCUCGCAGCGUUUUUUUCCGGCGGGUCUCGCAGCGAUUUCCCGGACGCGAUGCAUGCGGCUACUGUAAGUGGCGUUUAAUGAGUGGAUUUACGAGAAGGGGAGGAGUUAUUUUUCUAAUUUUUCAGCGAAAUUGCCACGUUUUACCGCUUUUUUCAACCGAUUUUCAACGGAAUUUCAGUUCUUAUUUAUCUGUUAUGGUAACUGAUGCGAAAUUGCCAAGUUUACCGCUAUUUCCGACCGAUAUCGCUUGAAUUUUAUCGUUUUCAGGCCGUGAUUGUAACUCGUUCGAAUCUGCCACGUUUUACCGCUGUUUCCGACUGAGUUCGCUUGAAAUAAGUUUUUAUAGGGUAAACAUGGACGACGAUGAGUUGCACGAGAAUCCCGAGAAGGUUCCCCCUCCGACGCUUAUUGAACGGGAGAGCGCGGAUAGAAGAAGUGGAAGAAAAUCAAAUUUACAUUUAUUACAUUUAUUAUGCUGGAUUUUUUAUCUUUACCACUAAAAUUUUCUUUUUUUUGGAUAGUUUCGAGUGCCUCGUCAUAUCGUUCAAAACGUUGAGCUUUUGGUGAAAAUCGGUUCAAAAUAGCGGGGAAACGUGCCAAUUUUGCUGAAAUUCGCUGAAGAAAGCUGUAAUUUCGCUGAAAAAUCAGUAACAUUUUCGAAAAUCCUCCCCUUCUCGUAAAUCCACUCAUUAAACGCCACUUACAGUAGCCGCAUGCAUCGCGUUCGGGAAAUCGCUGCGAGACCCGCCGGAAAAAAACGCUGCGAGCGAUGCAUUUCUUUCCGUUUUUUUCCAUUUUUUGACAUCGCUGAAUAGGGAAAAAAACGGAAAACAAUCAUUUUUUCAUCCCCUGAAUAGGCCCAUUAAAUCGAUUGAAUUAGUUGGAAUAUCGAAGCAGAAUUCGAACAAACGUCGUUUUUUCAGAGGGUCAAUAGCGAUUUUGGGUCGUUGCUUGUAGAAAUCCUUCUGAAAACUCCUUCUCAAUUUUCAGGCGCGGCGAACUGGGCAUCGGAUCGAAUGUGUACGAGGCGGGGACGCCGGCGCUCGUGGAUUUGCUUGCCGGCAUCCGAGUGACGAAGGUGGUGUGCGGCGGAUGGCACACGACAGUUCUGACGGCCGACGGAGACGCCUACACGUGGGGAUGGAACCGAUACGGGCAGUGCGGCAGCGACAAGGCACGUGUGUUUGCGCUCUUUUUUUGUUCUUCAGAGUGAGAAUGAACAAAACGUUCCAGGGACUUUAGAUGCGCGGCUUUCAUAGUGAAUGUGUUCAUUAUGAUCAAAACUAACAAAGAGCAACAAGAAACUCGCAAAAAUGUCUAUAGGUCACUGCGAAAAUAGCUUUUUUCGAAAUAUGGCCGUUUCGCGCGCGCUUUUUGUGUCUCUUUGUUAGUUUUGAUCGUUAUGGACUCGUUCACUAUGACAAUCAAUAAGAUGAAUCAGUACUCUGAAAAUCGCCGUCCGCCGCCCGCGCGCGCGUUGCCAAAAAAUUAGGAAAAAUCAAUCAGUAUUUUUCGAAGUUUUCUGAAGUUUUGGCGCGCGGGCGGCCAGCAAAGUCAGGCAAAAUCACCGCGUGCCUAAAGCUCUGUUUUGAUAGUCCAAAAUUGAAAAAAAAACAGUGAGCGGUAAGUAGAAACAAUGGAAAAAAGGCAAGAAAUGAAUAAUAAUAGACACCUCGUUUCAGGAAGCGAUCUUACAUUUGCCGGAACCGAUCGAUCCGCAAGACGAUUUGGGAAGCGAGUCGGAUCGGAUCGACGACGUCGCCGCUUCGGAAUACUCGACCCGAUUCACGGUGAAACCCGACGAGGACGGCGACGAAACGACGGAAUUCGUGCUCGGCUCCGAUCGUGUUCCGAUCAACGAUUUCGGCGAGCAAGAAUAG